AUGAAGUCUUCGUUGUUCGCCGUGGCUGCCAGUGCUGUACUGGCCACCGCUGGUCCCUUGAAAAUGCGUGCCAUGACGACUGAAUGGGUUACCGAGUACGUUACCGUUACUGUCACCGCAGACGACUCUGAACCUACUCCGGCGAAUCCCGCGGUUUUCGUCGAGACCGAGGUGGUCACUCUUACUCCUUCCGCUCCGCCAAAGAUCAAGCCCACGCCUAUAUCUCCUGAUUUUCCUUCGGUGGAGGUCAAGUCUUCGACUUCAGUUUCUUCACAACCGCCUAAGCCCACUGUGAUUCAGCCCAAACCCGAGAUCCCAACCACGUCUGCCGCUCCCCCUCCUUCUCCCGCGACUACUUCUGCUGCACCUCCUCCCUCGACUACUUCUGCUGCACCUUCCCCGUCGCCUUCGUCCGGCAACUCGGGCAGUUACGCGGACAAAAUGGUCCAAAUACACAACGAGUGCCGUAGCAAGCAUUCCUCUCCGGACCUAAAAUGGGACCAGGGUCUUGCCGAUUCUGCUACAAAGGUUGCCAACACCUGCAUAUUUAAGCAUCAGAUGGAUGUCGAUGGUGGCGGCUAUGGCCAGAAUCUUGCAGCCGCCUCCACCAACGGUGACAGCCAGACCGACUUUGGCGUCAAGGCCGUGGGCGACAUGUGGUACAACGGCGAGGUGGGCAACUACCAGAACCUUUAUGAAACUGGCCCUGGAAACACUCCUCUUGGCGACUAUGGCCACUUCACUCAGGUAGUCUGGAAGGCGACACUGAGUGUCGGUUGUGCAACUGUUAAAUGCCAAGCAGGGACGGCUUUGUCAUUGGAGUCAUGGUAUACUGUCUGCAACUAUAAGGUCCCAGGCAACGUCGUCGCCCAGUACCCAAAAAACGUUCUCGCGCCCAAUUAA
Messenger RNA from Metarhizium acridum CQMa 102, 903 nucleotides. RefSeq lists its product as uncharacterized. Gene Ontology annotation, cellular component: extracellular region. NCBI's taxonomy places the organism in Eukaryota, Fungi, Ascomycota, Sordariomycetes, Hypocreales, Clavicipitaceae. The record is from RefSeq and is a predicted model, not a curated record.